Molecule: messenger RNA, 4275 nt
Organism: Pecten maximus
Lineage: Eukaryota; Metazoa; Mollusca; Bivalvia; Pectinida; Pectinidae
Product: contactin-like
Exons: 26
Coding region: 164-3877 (1237 amino acids)
Biological process (GO): axon guidance; cell-cell adhesion
Cellular component (GO): axon; plasma membrane
Molecular function (GO): protein binding
Source: RefSeq, a predicted model, not a curated record
GAAAGCUUUAAGCGGGUCUAUUGGAAUACUACGUGGUAGUUGAAGCGUGUCCAUUCUCUGCUAUAUCAUUACAGGUGUGUCUCCGGCAAUAGUGUCCACUGGAUAGGUCCGGAUUUUAUCACAAAUUGGAAUUAAUUUUAAAAAUCAAGGUUGUCAUGACAACAUGCUGAGGCUGUUGAUCUGUACCAUAUGCGCCUACCUGGCAAGCGCCCAGAUACGAGAAUGUCCAUUAGGAUGGGUGCGAGACGAUAUCGGCCAGAGCUGCUAUAAGUUUGUAUUUGAACCUGAGACUUAUGAGACGGCCACCCGGUUAUGCGCGGACAUGGGAUCACACAUGAUCGCUGUGAACGAUGCAAAUGAAUUCACGUUCAUCAACAACUACCUACAAAUCAACGAUGGUAUCAGGAGCCAAUGGCUGACUAGUGGAGAACAGGACCUUACCAUAGCACAGCUGUUCCGAUGGAUGGGUGACUCCAGCGCUCUGAAUGACAACCUUAGACAGUUCAUGGCUUCUGGUGGUGCAGGAACCAUCCUUGUUUUUAGAUUUGCUGGUGUGGAGUUCAGACUGGGGCUUGCAAAGGUCAGCGACAAAUUGAACUACAUUUGUGAGAUCAGUUUGGAUCAGGCAUAUUUGGUCCUAAACCAGGAUCGUGAUUUCCGAUUCGGGACCUACGUUACAAGUGAGGUUGACAUGUUGUACGGCCCACAGUUUACAAAGAUGCCCGAAGAUGUGAUUAUGAUCCAGUCAUCCAAACAGGCAUAUGUGGAGUGUCGAGCCAUGGGAAAUCCCUCACCUACGUACCGCUGGUUUCGUGGUGAUGAUGAACGGAACAUUAACGAGGAGGUAUCUCCUAGCACUAGUCUCCGCUACACACUGACCAAUGGAAAGCUGACCAUUCAGAAACCCAAUGAAGAGGAAGAUGCUGGAUAUUACAGAUGUGAGGUGGAAAACAAGUUUGGAAAGAUCGUUAGUGACCCCAUACAACUAUCAUUUGGAUUCCUGGCAGAGUUCUCCAAUGUCCAGGAUGCCCCAGUACCAGCCACAGCCUACGACGGAGCAGUAGUGUCCUGUAGUGACAUCAAGUAUAAACCAGAUGUGGUGUACAACUGGAUGAGACAGAGUUACAGUGGCUCAGGGUUUGAGUACAUCUACACGGAAUUGAUGCCCUACAUGUUUUUAUCAGCCAAUGGGAAACUGUACUUCACAGAAGUCACUCGUGUAGACCAGGCCGAUUAUUACUGUCAGGUGACACUGGCGGGGCUAUCCUCCACAGUGGUAGGAUCAAGUCAGCCGCCAAGCAAGACAAGUCUACCUAUCUUCCUUAGUGUGUCUGACUCAGCUGCCAGAGCCGAUUGGGGUCCAGACAUUCACAAUGAUUUCAUUGCUGUCUUUCCGAAACCUCCCAUGAGAGGGGAGGAUCUUCGACUCGAGUGUUUUGCCUAUGGAUCAGCUAAGAACUACGAGAGUUCCUGGUCCUAUUCGUGGAGCCGUGCUGGCAAACCUCUCCCCGCCCGUACCAAGUUCACUGACCUGAACCGUGUACUGACCAUCAAAGACAUCCAGCGAGAGGAUGAGGGGACUUACACAUGCUUGGUCAGUCGUGGAAAUGCGGCCAGUGACUCUGAGUCAGUCACUGUCACUCUAGAAGCCCGGCCCUAUUUUCUCGUACCGCUGCGUCCACAGCAUAUUGACGAAGGUGCCCAUUUGACUUGGCGCUGUCAGGCCGGAGGUCGACCAAUUCCGUACUACACCUGGUACCGCAAUGGAGUCGAGAUUACAUCAUCAACGCCUGACAUGACCGUCAACAAGAACAUUCUUACCAUCACAAAUGCAAAUUCUGACGCCCACAACGGAAUGUACCAGUGUUCUGCUACUAAUAUCCAUGGCACCUCCUUCAGUGGGGCACAGCUCAGAGUUUAUUCUUUCACACCGACUUUUUCAAAAUCCCCCAUGAAGGAAAGCCAGGAUGCUGCUAUACGAGGCAACAUGACUUUAUCUUGUAACCCCGAGGGCGCACCUAAGGCAGACAUUGAGUGGCUUAAAAACGGCAACAUGCCGCUCUCCACGGGAGGAAACAUUGAGAUCCUCAUAAACGGAGAUUUGCAUAUCAGCAACAUCAACACCAACGAUGGUGGAUUCUACACAUGUAAGGCAAUCAAUAUACAUGGAGAAGCUGUGGAUUCAACUCGUGUCAACAUCAGAACGGGAACCACAAUGAACAGGAUAUUGGCACCCAAGAUGGAUGUCAACCUCAACGACACUGCCUUCCUUCGUUGUGAAGCUUCGUAUGAUCCUGUUCUGGAUCUGAUGUAUGCUUGGAAAUUCAACGGAAGAGAGCUGGAUAUCGCAAAUGAUGUACAUUAUACGUUGGGUACCCAUUCCAACUCCAAGGGAUUAUAUAUAAAGAAUGUGCAGUUUAAACACGAGGGCCAGUACGAAUGUGUUGCCAGGACCCCACUCAACGAAGCCGUCAGUAUAGGAGAACUCAAUGUUCUUGGACCACCAGGAGAAUGUGGGGGCGUGUUUGCUGAUCCUCACACUGUCACCACAUCUACAAUCAUGCUAUACUGGUUUCCUGGAGACGAUAAUGGCCGUCCAAUCGACUACUACAUCAUACAGGCUGAAGCUGUGAUCCAACCAGAUGUCUGGGUCACCGUUCGCGCAGGAGUGUCAGAUAUUGAGACUGUUAUUGAGGGGAACUCACGUGAUAUGAGGAAUAUCUUGGUCUCUGGUCUGGACCCCGGCAAUGGCUACCGUUUCAGGGUGCAAGCUGCCAACGCGUAUGGCAUUGGAAUCUACAGCAAACCUUCUCAGGUUUACCAGACCAAACCUGCUCCCCCGUCUAGAGCCCCUUCAAGUGUCAAUGGAGGAGGUGGUAGUGUGGGUGAUCUCACCAUGACCUGGAGGAUACUCGCCCGUGUUUACCGUGGAGGUCCGAAUGUGAGAUAUAUCGUGUAUUGGCGAGCAUAUUCCAAUGACCCAAAUCGCCAGUGGAGUAUGAAAGAAAUUUCCAAUGUGAAUACAACAAGGUAUACCCAUCAAGUUGGUGACACAAACUUUUACAUGAAGUAUGAGGUCAAAGUUCAGGCAUUCAAUGACUAUGGGAAGGGACCUAACUCUACCGAGGUCAUAAUCUAUUCUGCAGAAGGAUUACCUGCUGCUGCUCCAGAGAAGGUCAAUGCUGAAGGCUUCAACUCCACAGCCAUGGAAGUUUACUGGACACAGGUCGCCAAUACCAGAAUAGCCAUGAAAGGCCUUGUUAGAGGUUACCAGAUCAACUACUGGGCAAAUAACAAUGAGGAUCCACCCCUGAAACAGUUUAUACGUUACCAGGGACAACGAGAUACGGGCCUUGUGAUUGGUCUAGCGGCAGACAGCUAUUUCUGGUUUGACGUACAAGUAUACAACACUGCUGGGCUGGGCCCCCUCAGUGAGAAAUACACACAGGAGACGAAAAAUCCAGCGCCAUUCCUGUACCCCCAGGAGACUCAUGUCCAUUCACAGGGGGCCGAGGCUGUCAAGAUCACCUGGAGAGGUAUCAGUACCUCAGUAUCUGAGGACACCCUCCGAGGAUAUAUGGUAUACUAUUGGCAAGCCAAUGAGAAUUUCCGAACCGCUACAGAGGUCAGAGUUGACAGGAAACCUACAGAAUACAUUCUCCAGGGGCUUAAGAAAAACAUUGUGUACGCUGUGAGAAUUGCUGGGUACAGCGGAGGGGGUGCUGGUAAAAAAUCACCCACAGUCUUCUUCACUUUAGGUGGUAUGGUGUAUGUCGACCCAACACUAACAGAGAUUCGUGCCUCGGCAGCCAUCAACUCCUCGUCGUUUGUCUACAUUUUAUGUAUCGCCAUAGUGACAUUAUUGUUACAGAAAUAAGUGCUGAAAUAAGAAAUUUACAUUUGUGAUGAAACCCUUGUGAUUCUAUAGAAAUUCCAGCUGUAAACAUGGCAACAUCAUGUAUGUACAUCUGACAUUCCUGUCAUCACUAGAACAUAAUUCCAAUGUCAUGUGGAUAUAAAACAUACAGCAAAUACCAUAUGUACAUAUGCCCACUUGAGUCACACGUACAUACGUCCACUUGAGUCACACGUACAUAUACAUAUGCCCACUCGAGUCACACAUACAUACAUCCACUUGAGUCACACGUACAUAUGUCCACUUGAGUCACACGUACAUAUGUCCACUUGAGUCACAUGUACAUAUGUCCACUUGAGUCACACGUACAUACGUCCACUUGAGUCACAUGUACAUAUGUCCACUUGAGUCACACGUAC